UAUAUAUAGUUCAUGCGUGUUUUUGUUCAUGAUGGUGGCUGGAAAAUAGAUUCUCUCUCACUUCUCACUCUUUCUUUCUCUUUCUUUUCAUUCAGUUAAAAACAUUCGGUGGUAAACUGUGUUGAAACAAUCAAUUACGACACAGCUAAAAUAAAAAAACAAAAUUAGAAUUGAAAAAGAAUGAAAAGAAAGCUUGAAUUUUGUGGUGAAGAAACAAAUAAUAAUUCUACAAAUAACAAUCCAAACAACAACAACCACAACGAUAAUCAAAACAAAAUAAAAAUUGAUGAAAAAACAACAAUGAUGAUGAAUGAUGCAACAUCGUUUGUUUCUUCAGCGGAUGUUUUAUUGGAAAAAGAAAAUCAACAACAUCAUAAACAACAACAGAAUAAACGAUCAACCACCAACACAACAUUGGAUAAUGGUGAUAAAAUAAAAUUUUUAGAAAAUAAAAAUGGUUUAGAACGUUCAACACAAAUUCAACGAAAUACAGUGGCAAAAAAAUUGGUUAUUAAAAAUUUUGAAAGUCCAAAAUUACCGGAUGAUUAUCUUCAACAAACAUGGUCAAAUUUAGAAAAGGCAAUCAUUGCCAUACAAAUGUCCAAAUCGGUCAAUAUUUCCAAUGAAGAAUUAUAUCAAGAAGUACAGAAUUUAUGUUCACAUAAAAUGUCAUCAAUCAUUUAUCAACGAUUACGUUCAUUGAUUGAAAUUUAUGUUAAAAAUAGUGUUUUUCAAUAUGUUGAACCGAUUAAUGAAAAUAUAACAUUUCUUAAAAUGUUGGAAAAAUGUUGGAAUGCUUAUUGCGAUCAAAUGAUAAUGAUCCGGUGUAUAUUUCUUUAUUUGGAUCGAACAUAUGUUCUUCAAAAUUCACAAAUUUCAUCAAUAUGGGAUAUGGGAUUGGAAAUUUUUCGUGAAAAUAUGACCAAUAAUAAUGUUGUGAAAAUGAAAUUACAAGAUUUUCUUUUGGAUCUAAUAACACGUGAAAGAAAUGGUGAAAAAAUUGAUUGUAUUCUGAUUAAAAAUAUUCUACGAAUGUUAAUCGAUUUAUCCAUUUAUAUUGAUCUUUUUGAAUCAAAAUUCCUUAAACAAACACAACAACUUUAUCAAAUUGAAUCGGAAAGAAAUAUUUCAAUAAUGGGUAUUAGUGAAUAUCUUUCAUAUAUUGAAAAACGUUUGAAUGAAGAAAAUGAACGUUUAUUAUCAUAUUUGGAUCAUUCAACAUCGAAAAAAUUAAUACCAAUUGUGGAAAAAGAAUUGAUACAAAAUCAUUUGGAUAAAUUAUUUAAUAUGAAUUUUGAACAUUUAAUUGAUGAACAUCAAUUAGAUUUUCUACGGUUAGCAUUCAAUUUAAGUUCAAGAGUACCGGAUGGUUCAAAUAAAUUAUGUAAUCAAUUUAAUCAAUAUAUAAAAACAAAAGGAAAGGCUAUUGUUAGUUCAUCAACACUUGAACAUGAUAAAAAUAUGGUACAAGAAUUAUUGAAUUUUAAAGAUCGUAUCGAUGAAAUUGUUUGUAAAUGUUAUUCAAAUAGUACAAAAUUUAUUAAUUCGGUUAAAGAAGCAUUCGAAUGUUUUAUUAAUCAACGUGCAAAUAAACCAGCAGAAUUGAUUGCAAAAUUUGUUGAUUUAAAAUUACGUGCCGGUAAUAAAGAAUGUGGUGAUGAAGAAUUGGAACGUUUAUUGGAUAAAGUAAUGGUUCUAUUUCGUUUUAUACAUGGUAAAGAUAUUUUCGAAGCAUUUUAUAAAAAAGAUUUAGCCAAACGUUUAUUGAUUGGUAAAUCAGCAUCAGUUGAUGCUGAAAAAUCUAUGUUACUCAAAUUAAAACAAGAAUGUGGUAGUGCAUUUACAUCCAAACUGGAAGGAAUGUUUAAAGAUAUGGAACUGUCACGUGAGCUGAUACCAAGUUUUAAACAACAUUUACAUAAUUUAAUGCCCGAUGCAUCAAUCGAUAUGACUGUAUUUAUAUUGACAACUGGUUAUUGGCCAACAUAUCAACCGAUGGAUAUUCUGAUGCCACCAGAAUUAUUAAAAUAUGAAGAAACAUUUAAAGAAUUUUAUAUAUCCAAACAUUUAGGUCGUAAACUACAAUGGCAACGUAAUCUUGGACAUUGUGUUUUAAGAGCUAAUUUUUUAAAAGGUGCCAAAGAAUUACAAGUAUCAUUUUUUCAGGCAAUAGUUUUAUUAUUAUUCAAUGAUAAUAAUAUUGAUGAAUUAAGUCUUGAACAAAUUCGUACAAAAACAAUGAUUGAAGAUAGUGAAUUACGUCGUACAUUACAAUCAUUAGCAUGUGGUAAAGCACGUGUUAUAACCAAAAUACCAAAAGGACGUGAUAUUAUUGAUAAUGAUCGUUUUAUAUUCAAUAGUGAAUUUAUAAAUAAAUUAUUUCGAAUUAAGAUAAAUCAAAUUCAACUGAAAGAAACGCCAGAAGAAAAUGAAACAACACAGGAACGUGUAUUUCAAGAUCGUCAAUAUCAAAUUGAUGCUGCUGUGGUGAGAAUAAUGAAAACACGGAAAAAAUUACCACAUAAUCUGCUUAUUUCGGAAAUUUAUAAUCAAAUUAAAUUUCCAGCUACGCCAACUGAAAUGAAAAAACGAAUCGAUAGUCUAAUCGAACGUGAUUAUCUAAUUCGUGAUCGACAUUCAACAAAUAUUUAUCAUUAUGUUGCCUGAAGAUUUGUUUGUUUUAAAAUAUUUAGAAAUCUUAAAGUUGUAAA
This is a messenger RNA of Dermatophagoides pteronyssinus (European house dust mite), 2711 nucleotides long. RefSeq names its product cullin 4 (gene Cul4). Lineage: Eukaryota; Metazoa; Arthropoda; Arachnida; Sarcoptiformes; Pyroglyphidae. Gene Ontology annotation, molecular function: ubiquitin protein ligase binding. The record is from RefSeq and is a predicted model, not a curated record. Gene Ontology annotation, biological process: ubiquitin-dependent protein catabolic process.